UUCCGGCCGGCCCUUGGCUGUCGCAAAAGCGCAAAGAUGGCGGCGGCGACUCCCUCGUCGGGCUACGCGGCUUGGGUGGCUCGGCUAGCCGAGCUGAAGAAGCUGCGGGGCAAGCAGCCCCGGGUGAGGCCUUACCGGCCCCUGGUGCUGGCCAACCAGGUCUCCAACCGGCGCCUGGGCCUCGGAGAGGCAACAUGCAUCACAGAGAUGUCAUUAAUGAUGGCCUGUUGGAAGCAGAAUGAGUUCAGUGAUGUAACUUGCGCCCAAGAGAUCCAGACAUUCUUCAACUGCGCUGCAAAGGCAGAAGCAGAACGCAAGCAAAAUCUUCGACAAGAAUCUCUGGGCCAGUCGGGGAAACUUGGUUCAAAACAAAUCAACAAAUUACUGAAAAGGUUUCCAAAUAUCACAUACAAUUAUUGAAGAGAAUUGCUUCCCCAAGUAUCUGUGAAUUUGAAGAAACUCACCGCUUGUUGGUCAUUCUCUUUGAAAUGGACGGGAAAUGUUUUCCUGCAUUUCAUACUGUUUUUUGGAAUAAAACUUCUGUUGAGAUAAGAUGAAGACCUAAAGUUUCCUUGGAUACCAAGAGAAGCUCCAGCAGUUAUUCGACCAGAUGAACUUUUGCUUGAAAUGUUCUUCAGUUAGCAUCAAAUUUGAGUCAUCAGUGAAAUAAAAUCUUUUGUGAAAUCCUA
Molecule: messenger RNA, 689 nt
Organism: Podarcis muralis (Common wall lizard)
Lineage: Eukaryota; Metazoa; Chordata; Lepidosauria; Squamata; Lacertidae
Gene: CHCHD1
Product: coiled-coil-helix-coiled-coil-helix domain containing 1
Biological process (GO): mitochondrial translation
Cellular component (GO): nucleoplasm; mitochondrion; mitochondrial ribosome
Molecular function (GO): RNA binding
Source: RefSeq, a predicted model, not a curated record